Molecule: messenger RNA, 10755 nt
Organism: Sparassis crispa
Lineage: Eukaryota; Fungi; Basidiomycota; Agaricomycetes; Polyporales; Sparassidaceae
Product: Transcription-associated protein
Exons: 18
Coding region: 1-10755 (3584 amino acids)
Biological process (GO): DNA repair; regulation of DNA-templated transcription
Cellular component (GO): NuA4 histone acetyltransferase complex; nucleus; SAGA complex
Molecular function (GO): transcription coregulator activity; protein binding
Source: RefSeq, a predicted model, not a curated record
AUGGAAAGCACACCGCCGCUCACCACGGCUGCAGACUUGGACAUGCGUGCUGCGCGGGUCGCUGACCCUUCAAUAGAUCUGAAGACAAAGCUCACUGUCGCAUGCGAACUGCGCGAGAUGAUCGAUACCGUCAGAGAUGCUGAAUCCUCUCGUGUUCUCCCUCACAUGAUCCCUGUGCUCCUGCAACUCCUCAAGACAGGAGAAGCGUCGUUUCAGAAAGAUGCCCUGGAAUACCAAUUCCGUCGUUGUCUACUCGACACUCUCCACCGUAUUCCUUCCACUGAAGUGAUUCGUCCGCAGGCACUUCUCAUCUUCCAGGGAAUGUUGUACAUCCUGCGUCACGACAAUGAAGAAAAUGGCAUCACUUGUUGCAAGACUAUAAUGGACUUGGUGCGGUCAUUCAGAGCGCUGAAUGAAGAAUUGCUUUCCGAGUUUCUAGCCAUUUUCCAAGAAAUCUUACAGAAUAUGAAGGGCCUUGUCGACGAAACGCUAUCCGAAGACUCCCCACUCAUGGACUCCAAUUUAGUCCUUCCUGCGACGCGCAGUUUCAAAGUCCUUGCAGAGAUUGCUAUGGUAAUAGUGACGUUCUUGCAAGUUCAUCGCCCAUUGGUGCUUCCUAAAUUGCAGGCAACAUUACCUAUGUGCUUCAACUUUGUUGCUAUCGAAUCUUCUGCUCAGAAAAGGGCGAGGGAAGAUUUCGAAGCGAUGGGUAAUUUCUGGACGGGGAUGGCGCCAACAAUCAAGAAUUCAGUCACAUACACGGAUUACAUCAGCGCAGAAAUCAAAGUUAUUUCAUAUUCAGCAUACGUGUUGCGUGCCCUUGGAGAACAGUAUCAGUCUGAAGGGGAAAUGUCUGAAGGAGAAAUUCUCAUCCUGGCUGCGUUACGCGUACUGCAAGAUUGCCCAGCAAUGGCUCUCACUGCACGCAAGGACUUGAUGGUGGUAUUCAGACAUCUGAUGCUUACGCCGUCUCGGAGAGCAUUGGUCUCUCAAAUAGACAAGCUGUUCGAUGAACGUGUACUCCUGGGCACCGGAGUGGGUAGUAGAGAAACUAUCAGAUCCACUGCCUUCGCUUGUUUCGCCGAUCUUCUUCAUCACCUACGGGGCGAUUUAACUCCGGCGCAGCUGACGCGCAUUUGCACAGUCUAUAUACGUCAUCUGCAAGACCCAUUUCUGACGAACCACCUUCAUAUUCUGUCGGCCAAGAUGAUCUUCAAUCUCGUCGAAGUAAUCGUCACCAAGGACUCGCGUCAAGGAGCUGGACGCAUACUAACUACCCUAUUGGAGGCAAGCGUCGACAAAAUUGAGUCUUUAGCGGACGUCCGGGUCGAAUUGACCGAUAAGAUAGAGAAGGCCAAGAAGGGAGAAAGUGAUCUCGUCGAUUUUACCUUCAUCGAGAAAGCGAGGCCAGUAUCGGCAGCGAUCUAUGCUAUUGAGAAACCAGAGGAUGUCAUCCACGAGUAUCGAGUCGUCUUCCGUACCAUGCUGCAUAUGCUUCGACACACAUUCACCGGGCUUAAAAAGUGCGACGCUCCCGUGCCGGAUGGUGAAAUUGUAUCUCGCCUUUUCGUUGGCAGCAUACGGUGUCUCGCGUUCUACGACGGGGAACCCCUGCGCGAUGCAAAUGAAAUACAGGAAUGGCUGGGAGCAGUCCUGGUAGAGGCUAAUUUGCACGUUUUACAGGAAGUGUGGACGCAGAAGAUAGAGUUUUUCUUCGAGAGUGUGAAGAAGCGUCCUAUGCUGAUGCACCUUGCUCAAGUCCUCUUCACUCGAGAAGUUCUUUCCCCGACUCUAGUCGCCAUCGUUCUGAAGUUUCUUCUCGACCGACUUCCCCUGCUAGGAGAAUAUGACGCUCACACUGCCGCGAUUGCUAUCAAGAUGUUCAAGAUGGCGUUUGGUGCGGUGACCUUGUUCCCGUCGUUGAAUGAACCCAUCCUCGCUUCUCACCUUGGGAAGCUCAUCAUGGACUGCUUCCCCUUAGCAGCAAAGGCGACCAACCCGGUCAAUUAUUUCCAUCUCUUGAGGGGACUCUUUCGCGCUAUAGGAGGUGGCGGUGGAAGAUUUGAGUUGCUCUACAAGGAAGUUUUGCCGCUUCUUCCUGAAAUGCUGCAAUGUCUUCAUCGUCAGUUGCUCGCCUCCCACGGAGCUAGCCGGGAUCUAGUCGUGGAAUUGUGUCUUACUGUUCCUCUCCGGUUGACUCAUUUAUUGCCUUACCUCAAUUACUUGAUGCAGCCGCUGGUCUUAGCUCUACGAGGGAAUCCGGAGUUAGUUUCGCAGGGCCUCCGCACAUUGGAGCUGUGCAUUGACAACCUCACGCCCGAUUUCCUUGAUCCGACCCUCAACGCCGUUCUCAGAGAGUUGAUGGAAGCCCUCCACAGCCAUCUGAAACCCGUUCCUGCCAAUCAUCAUCACGCACACACUACCAUUCGUAUCUUGGGAAAAUUGGGAGGUCGAAACCGACGACUUCUGGACAAGGAGCCUGCAUUGCAAUGGCACCAUUUUUCUGACCCGACGAGGGCUCGUUUCUCAUUCGGAGGAAUGGCAGGAAGCAUCGAGCUAGGUCCCAUGUCGGUCUUGGCUGUUUCCGCUCUAACGCCUGGGAACACGUUGUCGCCGUAUCGUAAUCAUGCAUACGGCUAUGUGGAAGCCUGUUUGACGCUGCUACUUCACGAGGGCAUCCGAGGUCGUGACAAAGAAACCGUCUUCAUACGAUGUCUCGAAGGGCUGUUUGAUGCCAUUCACCUCCCCGAGCUACAAGACAAAGCAGAGAAUAACAUUCGGGAAUUGUCGCACUUCGUUUUUAACGCGGACAUCCGCACGACUACACCGAAAGAACGAAGGUACCCGAGUCUUCUUCUUGCCUGUUACCUCAAUGCAUUGCCUCAUGGCCUUGCACGAGAAAAUCCUGACGAAGCAUUGAAGGCGCAACAACUUGUAUCGACUUUGAUACAUGACCUUGUAGCCAUGGCGAAUUCUCAAGGGAUAUCAUCCCAGGACGUAAUCCCCACCCUCUACCACAUUGCCAGUCGCUUCAGCUCUCUUUGCCUCGAGGAUUCGUGGGUGCACCGAAGUGCCGGUUGUGGUGGUAUCAGGAUCAUGACCCACAUGCCCGACUUGGGGAUGAAAUGGAUAAAAGAUCGCGAACUUGAUUUGAUCAGGACACUGCUUCAUGUCUUGAAGGAUAUGCCUUACGAUCUUCCGCGCGACGUAGAUGAAGUUGUCGAUGUCUUGAUCCGUGUCUUGCGAGUUGGAGGUGACGACCUGCGAGUACUGGAGGGCGAAGAGGGAGCACCUGGACGGAACAAGCUCGCCGCACUGACAUCACUAUUUUUCGGAGAACUCUCCACUUCCAAUGCCAUCGUGCGAAGAACUGCUCAACAAUGUAUUGACUUGCUCGCGGAGCUUAGUGGCAGGACGCCAGCAGAACUACUUUUACCUCAUCGGGAUCGAAUGCUCACGGCCAUAUACACUAAGCCGUUACGAGCUCUGCCAUUUCCCAUCCAAAUCGGAAUGAUUGAGGCUGUGCGCUACUGCAUAAGUCUUGAUCCUCCCCUCCCGGAGCUUAAUGACGAGCUCUUGCGACUCCUCCAUGAGACCCUUGCAUUGGCCGAUGCGGAUGACAUGGCUCUUCUUGGACGAGGCAACCCCCGGCAAGGUAGCCUCGAAAUUAUCAAACUCCGCGUGGCGUGCAUCAAGUUGCUAACAGCAUCUAUGCCUCUCACUGAUUUUUUCUCGAAACAGCAUCAAACACGGCAGAGAGUUACAAGUGUCUACUUCAAAUCCCUCUACUCACCUGUACCGGAAGUAAAGGACGUCGCACACGAAGGUCUUCGGAUGGUUCUGACACACCAAAGCAGGUUGCCAAAAGAACUGCUGCAAACUGGACUGCGACCGAUUUUGAUGAAUCUUGCGGAUCCUAAGCGACUCUCCAUUCCCGGUUUGGAAGGGCUCGCACGUCUACUUGAGCUCCUGACCAACUACUUCAAGGUGGAGAUAGGUUACAAAUUGCUCGAUCACUUCCGUAUCGUUGCCGAUCCUCAGAUGCUGCAAGCUUCGUCGCGACAGCCAUUACUAGAGAAUGAGGGCAUCACGAAGCUCGUUCGUUUGGCUAACAUAUUCCACCUCCUACCUUCCGCCGCAAAUGUCUUUCUGGAGAACCUCGUCAAUGCUAUUGUGCAAACGGAGGCGGCCAUGCACUUCUCAGGGCAAAGCCCGUUUUCUGAGCCACUGGCAAAGUAUCUCGAUCGCUAUCCUGUAGAGGCCGUCGACUUCUUCAUGCGCAAUCUUCAAUUACCAAGACACGUCCGCACUCUGAGGAGUAUCUUACAAGCUAAACUGGCGUCGAACCUGCUACGCGAGUUGACGUUGCGUACGUCCACUAUUGUGGCCAGUUGCUUCGAAAGCAGAAACCCUAGCCUCAUCUUGCCGGGAUUAUUGUUGUGCUCCGAUCUGGCCGAUCUUGUUCCUGAUUGGUUAGUGACGAAUUGCCAUGCCGUGGACGCCAUCCUCGCUUUGUGGAAAGUAGAACCAACCCCGUUGGAUCAAUCCACCGAAUAUCUUGGAGAUGUCGAUCAGAGAUAUACCUUGAUGUUGUCCAUCUUCCAGAGAGCAUUGCGCAGCACCGCUCGGAUCGAUCUGCUGUUCGACAUGAUAGCUGUGUUCUCUCGCGAACAUGCAUUGGACAUGAUACAUAUGUCACAAUUUUUCUAUAGCCACGUCGCUUUCAGCAGCUCCCUUACCUUCCGCCGGAAUGUCCUGUGGCGAUUCUUCGUUUGGUUCGAUGACCAGUCCGUCCCAUGGUCUCACAAGACACAUCUUUUGCAAUACGUUGUGACACCCACGCUGUUGGUUCAUUCCGUUCAAACACCUUCAAAGUUAGGCCUGUUGGAUAAUGACAUGGUUCAGAGAAUUCACAGUCGCAUCUGGAAGCCAUUGAUCGAUGAUGUCACAUUUUCUGGAGCCGAUGACACAUUCAAGAUUGAGUUGCUGCAUCUGACGACAGUCAUGGUUCACCGGUACCCCGACUUUCUUCAGGAGGUGAAGAAGGAUAUUAUCAAGUGUGCAUGGCAUUACAUCACUAGCGAAGAUCCCCUCGUAAAGCAGACUGCGUACCUCCUUGCAGCUCGCUUCUUCGAGGCUUUUGACGGUCCCCAGAAGUUUCUUCUGCGCGUAUGGACAGGCUUGUUGAGGCCACCGCAUAAUGAAGGGAAGACGCUUGUUCGUCAAGCCCUCGAUAUCCUAGCUUCAGUCCUUCCUCGUGCUCAGACUAAUGAAGUUGGAUAUCCUCAAUGGGCGAAGACAACGAGACGACUUUUGGCAGAGGAAGGAAGCGGAGCCUCUCAAAUUGGUCUUAUAUACCAGUUGAUUGUCCGUCAAGCAUCACUGUUCUAUCCAGUUCGCGCGCUUUUCAUACCCCAUAUUGUCAACUACUUGACCAAGCUCGGCUUGUCGAACACUUCCACGCUUGAUUCACGGCUCUUGUCGAUCGACAUCCUGCAAGUGAUUUUCGAUUGGGAGCUCCAGGCGACUUCUUCAAAAGCUAUGGAAGAUACUGCAGGAGAUGGUGAUACAACUGCAACUGCAUGGGUUACACCCCUAGCGUUUCGGGAGACUAUGGUCAGCUAUCUCGUCCGCCUCGCCACGGGGCCGCAGGAUAUGCAAGCGAGGAACAACGUCGUAUCGCGAGCUCUUGCUUUGCUUCGACUAGUUGUGGGUCCGACAGGUUGGAGUGAUGUCACGGUUAAACUGCACUAUUUCUCCCGCGCCCUUGAACAGAAUGACCUGAACGGUGAAGUAGCGCUGAACCAAGCCAUCUUCGCCGCCAAAGUCCUGCAAGUCGUUUCCUCAGAAAAAGACAACACUUGGUAUAGCGAAAAUGCGGAGAUCCUCACGAAAUUGGUCAGAAAGGGCAUGACAAGCGAGGACCACAGUCUCCAGGACUCACUGCAUCUUGUUUUCGACCAUUUGAUACGUAUUUUCCCUUUACCAAAGGAGGAAGACGAUCAUCAGACCGACGUUUCCGACUUUCACAGCUUCAUUUACACGGUGAUAGGCGACAAUCUGCGAAAUGCAGAGAAUUUAAGGGGUAACGCUGUGUCGAUACUGCGUGGUGUUCUUCUUAUGCUGAAGUCGGUCGUACAAGUCACCCCUGAACGUAUAGAACCGUUCAGCGGACCCUUGAUGAAGCUGUUGUACAAGCUUACGAAGGAUCACGUUGCGUCAGCACCAUCUACGAACGGGUUCGACUUGAACGUUCGCUUACUCGAAGCCAUACUGCACAUCUGUCGCAAUGCAGUGGUUUACCUUGGCGAUCAGAGGAAGCACCUUCUGAACCAAAUGGUUUUCCUUGUCGAGAAGUCCAAAAGUGGAGGACUUUGCGCUUUCAUGUUGGACAUCGCACGUGAAUGGGCGAUGAACAAACGGGAUCCAUACCCUACGAUGAAGGAAAAAGCCAGCUUGUUACAGAAGAUGGCUGCCUUCGAAAUGCGCGGAGAGCGCGGAGAAGCUCUAUUCAAUGCUUACCUGGAACUCAUAUACGACAUCUACACCGAUUCCGGUCUGCGUCGCAGCGAUCUCACAACUCGACUGGAACAACCCUUUUUGCUUGGCUGCCGCGCACCAGAUGUCAAUAUACGGGAGCGCUUCAUAGAUCUCCUGGACAUGAGUGUUCCACGUUCGCUCUUCAACCGAUUAACCUAUGUCAUUGGUGUGCAAAGUUGGGAGGCCCUGGCUGACCACAAUUGGAUAUUCUUGGCAUUGCAUCUCCUCCUUGGUACUGUUGAUACGGACAUCUCUAUCAUACUUGACCGGAAGGGAUCUUUGGAUGCUGCUACCUUGACUCCACCUUUCACGUUGGGUCGAGCUUCGUCCUUGAUUCGCCCUAUGCAGCGCCUGGCAUUUCUCGAUCCUCAAGCGGCUCACGAGACCUGGGUGUCCGUUUUUCCUGCAGCCUGGGCUUGUCUUUCUAGACGGGAACAAGUUGACUUAACGCAUCAUAUGAUCACGUUGCUCAGCAAAGAGUACCAUGUCAAGCAGUCGGAGUUGCGGCCCAAUGUCAUACAGACUCUCCUCACUGGCAUUCACGCAUGCUCGCCUCCUAUGACUCUCCCUCCUCAUCUGGUGAAAUACCUUGCAAAGACAUUUGGGGCGUGGCAUGUUGCUGCCGAAUUCCUGGAGUCAUCUCUUACCCGUGUCCGGGAGGACGAGAGUGUUGUCCGAGACACUGUCUACGAUUCUCUCGCCGAGAUCUACGCUGAGCUGGCUGAAGACGAUAUAUUCUACGGACUUUGGCGCCGUCACGCACUGUUCAAAGAAACGGAGGUGGCGAUCACGUUUGAACAAUGUGGUAUGUGGGAACAAGCUGCAAACAUGUACGAAAUUGCUCAGAACAAGACACGGACCGGUAAUCUGCCAUACUCAGAGAUAGAAUUCUGUCUCUGGGAAGAUCACUGGAUGCUGGCUGCAGAAAAACUGCAGCAAUGGGAUACUCUCUACGAAGUUGCCAGAGGAGAAAAUAACCAUGAACUGAUGCUCGAGAGCGCCUGGCGAAUCAAAGAUUGGGCGGAGAAUCGCGAUACCCUAGAGGGUCAAAUUAGCAUGUUACCGGACGUUGCGACUCCUCGUCGUCGGGUGUUUGAAGCCUUCGUCUCGCUGUUAAAAUCCCCCGGUGCUCUGGACAGGAAUCAAGACUUUACAAAAUUACUCGAGGAUGCAAUGCAAUUAUCUCUGCGAAAGUGGAUCAGUCUUCCUCCCCAACUUUCGGCUGCGCAUAUCCCUCUGUUACAGCAUUUUCAGCAAUUUGUCGAGCUUCAAGAGGCUGUGCAGAUAUUUGGCUCACUUUCUACUACGAACGCACAGAAUCUUGAAAAGAAAUCUUCCGAUUUGAAGAUGGUACUUCAAGCCUGGCGUGAGCGCUUGCCAAAUAUCUGCGACGAUAUCAGCAUCUGGAGCGACCUCGUGGCAUGGCGGCAAAAUGUGUUCAAUGCUAUUAACAAAGCCUACAUUCCUCUCAUCACUUCUUCUAACCAAACAGGUGGGACAGCGGCGGGUAGCACCAACACGUUCGGCUACCGCGGAUAUCACGAGACAGCUUGGAUUAUCAACAGAUUUGCUCAUGUUGCUCGCAAGCAUGAGCUUCUUGACGUGUGUUUCAAUUCUCUCAACAGAAUAUACACCCUCCCCAACAUAGAGAUAUCGGAGGCUUUCCUGAAGCUCAGAGAACAGGCUCGUUGCCACUACCAGAAACCAGGAGAUCUUCAAGCCGGUCUGGAAGUGAUCAAUAAUACCAACUUGAUGUACUUCUCCACUACUCAGAAGGCCGAGUUCUACACUUUGAAAGGAAUGUUUCAUGCGAAAUUCGGCCGCAAUGAAGAAGCCAACCAGGCAUUUGGUCAAGCAGUGCAACUGGACAUGUUGCAGGCUAAGGCAUGGGCUGCUUGGGGGAAAUUCAAUGACCGCAUGUUCAAAGAUCUUCCUAGUGAUAUGUCGUAUGCAGCCAACGCCGUCAGCUGCUAUCUCCAGGCCGCCGGGCAAUACAAGAGUCGAAAAAGCCGCCCCCUCCUUGCUCGUGUGUUGUGGCUGUUAAGCGUGGACGACGGUACCCUCACAAUUUCGCGUGCAUUCGACACAUACAAAGGAGACGCUGCAUUCUGGUAUUGGAUAACGCUCAUACCGCAGUUGUGUCUUUCCAUAUCUCAUCGAGAAAUAAAGCAAGCUCGCUAUAUCCUUCUCAAUUUAGCGAAGCUUUAUCCGCAGGCACUAUUCUUUCAUUUGCGUACCACUAGGGAGGACAUGGCAUUUGUCAAACGGCAGGCGGCAGCAGCAGCGCAGCGAUCCGCCAAUGUCGAUCAUUCUCAAGUCCCUACGUCGACAUCCGUUUCCCUAGACUCGCAUAAGCGCGCCCAAUCUGACCAAGCAAUGCAGGAUUCUGCGAUGGACGGUGGUUCUGACGUUGUGAAGCCUUUCAUGGCUGGCGAUGAUGCUUCUCAAUUGCAUGCUUCUCCUGGCACGUUACGCAACCCCUCUGAGACUAGCCAAAACGUGGCUCGUCCGAUUGAUUCCAGACGUGUAGUUUCUUCCGAGGCUCGCAGUACGGCUGACCCUACGUUCCCCCAUCCUGGGCGAGCGUCUUGGGAAUGCGUCGAAGAGGUCGUUCAAAUUCUCAAGACAGCGUUUCCUUUGUUGAUCCUCAGCCUGGAGACAUUGGUUGAGCAUAUCAUCAUGAGAUUCAAAGGUACUCAAGAAGAGGAAAUUUAUCGCCUGGUAUCAAUGUUGCUACAGGAUGCAUUGCAACAAUAUAUGUUCCGCGCGUCCAGAGAAGACGAUAAUGGUCAAUUACCGGAGCAGAUCAUUAAGUAUCUACCUCGAUACGCAGGAAGUUUGUCAGGCAGCCCACGGAGAGAUUAUGAAGAGGAUUUCUUGAAGAACAAGAUGUCUCUAUAUGAUUAUAUCCGAAAGCUGCAACAAUGGCGAGACCGAUACGAGCGCUAUCUCAAUUCACGGCCUCGGGAGCAAUCGUUGGAUCUUCUCAGUCAUUAUCUGACUGAAUUCCAGUAUAGCAAGUUCGAUGAAAUCGAAGUGCCUGGGCAAUAUACUGAGGACAAAGAUAACAACCAGAAUUUCGUCAGAAUUCAGAAAUUCGGACCCAAGUUUGAAAAUUGUCACACUCACGGAUAUUAUUGGCGGCGAAUCACAAUACAUGGAAAUGACCAUUCGAAGACAUCAUUCGCCAUCCAACUUCCCUCUGGUAGACACUGUCGUCGUGAAGAGAGGGUGAUGCAAUUGUUCCGUACCUUCAAUGCUGUUCUCUACCGCAAGAAGGAGGGGCGAAAACGCAAUUUGCAGUUCCAUCUUCCAGCCGCUGUGUCUUGUGGUCCUAACGUUCGCUUGAUGCAAAAUGACGCGUCAUAUAUCACCCUCGCAGAUAUCUACGACCAGCACUGCGAGGACAGUGGGAUUGCGCCAGAAGAUCCGUCGUUGGUGGUGGGAGAACGAAUGAAGGUGACUUUGCGUGAAUACAAGCAGAGACAUGGCAAGUUGCCCAGUCAAUCCGAGUACCACACACUCAAAAUGGGUUUGCUGGACGAGGUGACAAAGAAGGUCGCACCGGAAGAUAUUCUAACUCGAUACAUGAUCCGCACUAUGGACGGGCCUGGCGAAUUGUGGCGGAUGAGGAAACAAUUUACGCUGCAACUCUGUGCGACAAGUUUCAUGACCUACGUCUUGUGUUUGACUAGUCGGACCCCAACUCGCUUCCAUCUAUCCCGAACGACGGGUCAGAUGGCUAUGAGUGAGCUUCUUCCAGGCAUCACGAGCCACGGACCCUUCUUUGCAUCCGGCGAGACCGUUCCAUUCCGCUACACACCUAAUAUGCAGCACUUCAUCAAACCUAUAUUAGGCGAUGGCGUCUUAGCGUCUGGUAUCAUGGCCAUAGGUCGCUGCUUGACAGAACCCGAAUAUGAUCUGGAACAACAACUAUACCUUUUCACUCGAGAUGAAGUGAUGACCUGGAUGCAUUCGCACGGGAAACCGUGGACAACUGACCUCUCAUUCCGGGAUAAUGUAACAAGCAACAUCGGAGUCGUCGUCAAACGAGCUGAGGCAAUGGCCUGCAGGGCUGAGCGAGACGAGGGCGUCCCAACUGGCCCAAGUGCCUCGAUGCAUACAGUAUUACAGACGGUGAUGAAGAUGAUUGCGGACGCUACGAACCCAGCAAAGUUGGCGGUAAUGCAGGAUAAUUACGUUCCUUGGUUCUGA